AUGUUCAGGCUGACCAGUUCCCCGCGGAAGGUUUUUCAAUUGGCAUUGAGGUAUGCUCGAGUGGAACGGUUUCAUGGCAAUGUGUUGUGCGCGAACAAAUCGAUGUCCAUAGUAGGAAGAAAUACAAGCAAAGUACGGAGCACAACUACAACGACACAGACGCCAAAAAACGAUCUUAUCAAGACUUUAUCGGAACAAUUGAUCUUGGAGACACAUCUGAAUUUGCAUAAACCGACACGCGCGGAAAACCAAAUGGAUACGAUGCAAAUAUACCGUCGGCUGACUCAAAAUAAAGGUGCCCCCGCGUUCAACAGGGCACAAAGUCUUCUGCUAUUGGAUAUCAUCCGAGACUUGCUCAACGACAACUUCUACAACGAUUACAACGAUAAGUUCUUGAGAGACUUCGAGAUCGACAAGCAACUGCACCUUUACCAUUCGUUGGAGAGCGAAAUCCACUACAUCAUCGACAAGUCGCGAUCCACAGAACUAAACAGGAAUCACCUGCAGCUCAUGAGACUGCAAAGGGACCUGGGGACCACGGUGGACGAGAUCAACGAGCUGAUCAUCGACUCGUUCGACAAGGACGCGAAACUGGAACUAAACCAACAGAAAAGCGAUAACACGCUACUGUACAACAGAAUCAAUUUGAACUUGAACGAUUGCACAAACAAGAUUACCGUGAAGAUCGUGUCUGGGAUCAAGUCCGAGAUUGAAAACCUGCGGUGGCAGACCACCCGAAGCGGACUGCUCGCCAUCAUCAUACUGGCGUCACUGCUCCUCACCGGGGUCGUAGUUUCGAACAAGAAGUCUCGAACGGACUCGCAAGAUAGCGAUGGAAAUGAAGUGGAUAACGAUGUAGACAUUAUUAUAUAG
This is a messenger RNA of Huiozyma naganishii CBS 8797, 873 nucleotides long. RefSeq names its product Put7p (gene PUT7). The transcript has a single exon. The record is from RefSeq and is a predicted model, not a curated record. The coding region runs from base 1 to 873 and encodes 290 amino acids. Gene Ontology annotation, cellular component: mitochondrion. NCBI's taxonomy places the organism in Eukaryota, Fungi, Ascomycota, Saccharomycetes, Saccharomycetales, Saccharomycetaceae.